Messenger RNA from Alexandromys fortis (reed vole), 2599 nucleotides. It is a transcript of the gene Mmp16, whose product is annotated as matrix metallopeptidase 16. Bases 326 to 2149 code for a protein of 607 amino acids. Gene Ontology annotation, molecular function: zinc ion binding; metalloendopeptidase activity. The transcript is spliced from 10 exons. Lineage: Eukaryota; Metazoa; Chordata; Mammalia; Rodentia; Cricetidae. The record is from RefSeq and is a predicted model, not a curated record. Gene Ontology annotation, cellular component: extracellular matrix; plasma membrane. Gene Ontology annotation, biological process: extracellular matrix organization; collagen catabolic process; skeletal system development.
GGAGGCGGAGGACGCAAGGGCUGGAGGCGGCGGCUGCGACUCGGCGGCGCUGGGAGUCGGGAACCGCGGCUGAACUUGGGCGCGCCACGUUCCGGGCGACAGCAGGGAGAGGAUGGUGAACGCUCGCCACCGCUGACCCUGCCUUUCCUCAGCUCCUCCCCGGUUGCCGAGUCCCCGCACUGAUCUCCUCUUCUGGAAGGGUGGGUGAACCUGCAAGCUCCCUACCCACCCGAGGACUUUUUUGAAAGGAAACGAGGGAGUGGGCAUUGGGAAAGAGGGAGAAAAACGCAGGGGAGCUCGUCCAUCCGUGGAGGCACAGUUCACUAUGAUCUUACUCGCCUUCAGCACUGGAAGAAGGUUGGAUUUCGUGCAUCGUUCAGGGGUGUUUUUCUUGCAAACCUUGCUUUGGAUUUUAUGGGCUACGGUCUGCGGAACGGAGCAUUAUUUCAAUGUGGAGGUUUGGUUACAAAAAUACGGCUACCUUCCACCGACUGAUCCCAGAAUGUCCGUGCUGCGUUCUGCAGAGACCAUGCAAUCGGCCCUAGCUGCCAUGCAACAAUUCUACGGCAUUAACAUGACGGGAAAAGUGGACAGAAACACAAUUGAUUGGAUGAAGAAGCCUCGGUGCGGUGUCCCGGACCAGACAAGAGGCAGCUCCAAAUUCAACGUUCGUCGAAAGCGCUACGCACUGACUGGUCAGAAGUGGCAGCACAGGCAUAUCACUUACAGUAUAAAGAACGUAACUCCAAAAGUUGGAGACCCUGAGACCAGGAGAGCAAUUCGCCGUGCCUUUGAUGUGUGGCAGAAUGUAACUCCAUUAACAUUUGAAGAAGUUCCCUACAGUGAACUAGAAAAUGGCAAACGUGAUGUGGAUAUAACCAUCAUUUUUGCAUCUGGUUUUCAUGGAGACAGUUCCCCCUUUGAUGGGGAGGGAGGAUUUUUGGCACAUGCCUAUUUCCCGGGACCAGGAAUUGGAGGAGAUACUCAUUUUGAUUCUGAUGAGCCGUGGACACUGGGAAAUCCCAAUCACGAUGGAAAUGAUUUGUUCCUGGUAGCUGUUCACGAGCUGGGUCAUGCUCUCGGGCUGGAGCAUUCCAAUGACCCCACUGCUAUCAUGGCGCCAUUUUACCAGUACAUGGAAACGGACAACUUCAAGCUUCCUAAUGACGAUUUGCAGGGCAUCCAGAAAAUAUAUGGUCCUCCUGACAAGAUCCCUCCACCUACAAGACCUCUACCGACAGUGCCCCCUCACCGAUCUGUUCCUCCGGUUGACCCAAGGAAAAAUGACAGGCCAAAACCUCCCCGGCCUCCCACUGGCAGGCCUUCCUAUCCAGGAGCCAAACCCAACAUCUGUGACGGGAACUUCAACACUCUAGCUAUUCUUCGACGGGAGAUGUUUGUUUUUAAGGACCAGUGGUUUUGGCGAGUGAGAAACAACAGGGUGAUGGAUGGAUACCCCAUGCAAAUUACUUACUUCUGGCGGGGCUUACCCCCCAGUAUUGAUGCAGUUUAUGAAAACAGUGAUGGAAAUUUCGUCUUUUUUAAAGGUAACAAAUACUGGGUGUUCAAGGAUACAACCCUUCAACCAGGUUACCCUCAUGACUUGGUUACCCUUGGGAAUGGAAUUCCCCCUCACGGUAUUGAUUCUGCCAUUUGGUGGGAAGAUGUUGGCAAAACCUACUUCUUCAAAGGCGACAGAUAUUGGAGAUAUAGUGAAGAAAUGAAAACCAUGGACCCUGGCUAUCCUAAGCCCAUCACCAUCUGGAAGGGGAUCCCUGAAUCACCUCAGGGAGCUUUUGUGCACAAAGAAAAUGGCUUUACCUAUUUCUACAAAGGAAAGGAGUAUUGGAAAUUCAACAACCAGAUACUCAAAGUAGAACCUGGGUAUCCAAGAUCCAUCCUCAAGGAUUUUAUGGGCUGUGAUGGACCAGCAGACAGAGAUAAAGAAGGACUCAGUCCACCAGAUGAUGUAGACAUUGUCAUCAAACUGGACAACACAGCCAGCACUGUGAAAGCCAUAGCUAUUGUCAUUCCCUGCAUCUUGGCCUUAUGCCUUCUUGUAUUGGUUUACACUGUGUUCCAGUUCAAGAGGAAAGGAACACCCCGCCACAUACUGUACUGUAAACGCUCUAUGCAAGAGUGGGUGUGAUGUAGGGAUUUCUUUUUUUCUUUCUUUUCCAGGAGUUUGUGGUAACUUGAGAUUCAAGACAAGAGCUGUUAUGCUGUUUCCUAGUUAGGAGCAGGCUUGUGGCAGCCUGAUUCGGGGCUGACCUUCCAAUCCUAGAGGGUUCCUGGUCCUGCACAUGAGUGGAAAUACAUUCAUGGAGAAGCUUCCAUGAGGCACAGUAUCUGCUGUUCUUCAGUCCUCUGUCUUUCUUUGUCAUUCAGUUGUAGGCCUUUCCUCUGCACGCUCAAUGCCCAGUAAAAUUUCAGGAUUAACUGAAGAAGAGGAAAUAUAGAAGAAAAGUUUCUUCUUAAUUUUUUAAAAAUACUUUUCCUUCUGAAAUCUGAGCCCAUUUCUGGGAGAAAGAGAGAGAGAGAGAGAGAGAGAGAGAGAGAGAGAGAGAGAGAGAGAGAGAGAGAGAGAGAGAGAAAAGAG